This is a messenger RNA of Phyllostomus discolor (pale spear-nosed bat), 1431 nucleotides long. It is a transcript of the gene PNMA6E, whose product is annotated as PNMA family member 6E. The record is from RefSeq and is a predicted model, not a curated record. The coding region runs from base 22 to 1431 and encodes 469 amino acids. NCBI's taxonomy places the organism in Eukaryota, Metazoa, Chordata, Mammalia, Chiroptera, Phyllostomidae. The transcript has 2 exons.
CACCCCCCAGGUCCUCAGGCGAUGGCGAUGGCAAUGGCACUGGAGCUGGCGAUGCUGCAGGACUGGUGUAGCCUGAUGGGUGUGAACGCCCGCCGCUCUUUGCUCAUCCUUGGCAUCCCAGAUGACUGUGAGGACCAGGAAUUCCAGGAGACUGUGCAGGCUGCCCUGCGGCACCUGGGCAGAACCUUUUCUGGGAUGGAAGAGCCAGGUCACGGGGAUGAGUCCUUUGAGAGCUGGCUGGACCAUGCCAAUGACAUGCUGUACCUGUGGCGCCACAUAUCAGAAAGGGAGAGGAGGAGGAGGCUUGUGGAAAGCUUGGGUGGCCCUGCGCUGGAUCUUGUGAGUGACCUGUUACGUGAAAAUCCCAACAUCACUGCGCAGGACUGCCUUGCUGCACUGAUUCAGGUAUUUGGGAACAAGGACAAUCCUAUGACUUCGCGGCUAAAAUUCAUGACUUGUGCCCAACGGCCCCAGGAGACUCUCUUUGCCUACGUCAUGCGCCUGGAAGGCCUGCUGCAGGCGGCCAUAGAGAAGGGGGCCAUCCAACCCCGUAUGGCAGACCAGGUGCGUGCCCGGCAGGUGCUGAUGCGAGCCCGUCCCAAUGAGAUGCUGUGGAACAUGCUGAGGAGAUUGCGGCUAGAGAGGAGAUCACCUGGUUUCCUGGGGAUGCUUCGGCUUAUUCGGGAGUCAGAGGCAUGGGAGGCCACUCCAACUACAAGCCAGCAGGCCCAAAUGGAAGAAGGGGCCUGUGUGGAUGUUGGAGACCUGGCUUCUGACCUGGUUGCUGCCCAGGCCAUCCCAGCCCAUGAAGAUGAUGGCGAGGCUGCCCCAGCCCACGAAGGAGCUGCCCAGGCCGCCCCAGCCCACGAAGAUGCUGCCCAGGCCGCCCCAGCCCACGAAGGAGCUGCCCAGGCCGCCCCAGCCCACGAAGAUGCUGCCCAGGCCGCCCCAGCCCACGAAGAUGCUGCCCAGGCUGCCCCAGCCCACGAAGGAGCUGCCGAGGCUGCCCCAACCCAUGAAGGAGCUGUCCAGGGUGCCCUUUCCAAAGAAGAUAGUGCUGAGGCUGCUCUGGCCUAUGCAGUGGCCAGUGAGGCAGGUCCUGGCAGUGCCAGUCCUGAUGAGGCUGCUCCUGAAACCAGUGAUACCACCAGGGCCAGCCCUCCCUCUGAGGAGACCACCUCUGCCACUCAGCGAGAUGAAAAUGCUCUUGCUCCAGCAGGCCUAGGUCAGGCAGGACCGUCCUCUGCCCAUGUGAGCAGUGCUUCUGGGGUGGGCUUGGGUGGUCCCAGUGGUCGUCCAGAGGGCCAGGCCCAGGCAGACCAGGAGGCAGAGGAACCCCCUGAGGAGGGGCUCAAAGCCAUCCCGGAGGAGUCAGGAAGUGAGGCCAGGGCAGGGGAGAUGAGUUCCCCUGAGCCCUCCUCAGGCAAAUAG